Molecule: messenger RNA, 2196 nt
Organism: Gamsiella multidivaricata
Lineage: Eukaryota; Fungi; Mortierellomycota; Mortierellomycetes; Mortierellales; Mortierellaceae
Product: Spo11/DNA topoisomerase VI subunit A
Exons: 2
Coding region: 1-2196 (731 amino acids)
Biological process (GO): electron transport chain; reciprocal meiotic recombination; meiotic DNA double-strand break processing
Cellular component (GO): mitochondrion; nuclear chromosome
Molecular function (GO): ATP binding; DNA topoisomerase type II (double strand cut, ATP-hydrolyzing) activity; DNA binding
Source: RefSeq, a predicted model, not a curated record
AUGUCUUCUUCGUAUGGCUCCUCGAUGCACCACACGACUGAUACAUUCUUUUAUCCUUCUCAUCAAAGCUCUGACAUCCGGACAGAUGAAUUUGACUGUGCUUAUGGGUCCGAUGCGUUCGAUCAAAGCGACGGCUACUCAGUAGCAUUGGACAUGGAUAUGGGAGACCAAGACGAUAUAUUUGAUGAUGAUCAGGACAUGGAUCGCUUCUUGUAUUCGGAUUACAUUUCGGGCCAUACAAACCAGCAACCGAGCGAUCAAUUCAGCUUCCUAAGCGAACACUUUGCCCAUACGGAAGAUAGCGUUGCAUAUCUCGAGCAACUAGACUCAGCGGAUGGGCAAUUCGUGGAGCAGACAACGCCCGAGCAACAUCUCUUUGACGACAGUUUUAGAAGCGACAGCGGCUACAAUCCCGAUGGUCAGGAUCCAGACGGACUUGCGAUGCAGAAUAGCGGCGACUUUUGUCAAGAAUACGACACUUUCUCUUCUGUCGCGGUCGAGCCUAGACAUCCAACACUAUAUCUGGAUGACCACUACCGUGAUUCAUGCCAAGAACCGCCAUCAGCAAGUCCAUACGCGACAACGGCGCCUCGCCCAAAAGAGAUGAUUUUGGAGGAUCUAGAAGCACUCGCAGAUCGCUUCCUGUACGACCUUUCGUUCAACAGGGUACCAACGGUCGACCUAGCAUCCAGAAACUCUUCCGACUCGAUUACGUAUGAUAGUGAAACAGGUAUUAUCAGACGCAAACGGGAGGAGGACUCGCACUUAGGAUUAAAAUCAUUUACAAAGACAUCCCGUUAUGGUGCACCGGCUUUUCAUGGAGGCAUACAUUCAAUCAUCCGCGUAAUAGAGCUCAUCCACAAGAAUGUGUACAUGGACACGGUGUCUUCCAAGCGAGAUCUUUAUUACAGAGAUGUGAUGUUGUUUGGGUCGCAGGCCACUGUGGACAGCAUUGUGGAGGAUAUGGCAUGCACGUUUCAGGUCCCGAGAUCAUGUCUCAAUGUCGCCGCGGGUAUGCGCAGCGUGGUCUUUGGCUCGGUCAGGAUGAUUGGUAAGGCUCGAGGAAGAGAGUUGACGCAGCUGGAUGGCGCUCAGAGUUGGACCGAUGAUUCCACGCAGCUUCCGGAUGGUGCAUCGUUUAGGAAAACGAGAGAGGGAAACGGACGGGGCGAUUCAAUGGACAAUUUGUUCUCCAGGACGGACUAUAACACGCUGGUGAUGAUUCCUAGGGCAAUGGACGAUAUUCUCGAGGUCGAGAUCCACUGCAGGACGCGUUUUAUUCUGGUCAUUGAGAAAGAGGCUACGAUGGAAUAUCUGAUAUCGCUUGGAUUCUGCGAGACCCAUGGGCCGUGUGUUCUGCUGACAAGUAAGGGAUAUCCAGACAACGCAGCGCGGCGAUUGUUAAAGUGUCUAUCUGAUAUGAUCCAGUCUGGAGUGUUUGUCGCGUCUCCGUCCAACGGACCGUCGAUAUCGUGCGCUCGAGAACCUUUAGACAUACCAUUGCUCGCCUUAGUCGACUGUGAUCCCCAUGGCAUCGAUAUCUUCCUGAAAUACAGGUGUGGAUCUAUUGCGUCCGCGUAUGACAACGCCAAUCUUGCGGUGCCGACAUUGCAGUGCCUUGGCCAGAUUCCCGACGACUGGAACAUUUACUUCAAAGACGAUCGGUCCCAAACUCAGGAUAACCAAACACAGCUCCAGGAGCAAUUCCUACGUGCCUUGAUUCCGUUGACUUUGCGAGACCGGUCCAAGCUAGUCAAAUUGUUGACUCAGCACCCGUUCGUAAAACAACAUCUACAAUGGAAGCGGCAGAUAUCGAGGAUGUUGAUGAUGAAUCGCAAGUCGGAGCUGCAGAGUCUGUGUCUGUCCGAGCCCGGUUGCGACCUUGGUCCACAAGGCGAUGAAGAGGGCGGCGCGGCGAGGGAGCGGGAAAUGGAUGCUAGUUAUGUAUUAGUUCAAUAUCUCGGGCGCAAGCUGCAGGAUCCCCACAAACAAAAUAUGGCCAACUUUGAGGAUCCUUGGGCAAAGCGUAACGCCUGGCGCAACAGCGGGCUGUUUACACGCUCGGCACGUAUCCGCACGAUGUUCCCCGGUCUCGGAAUCGCUACGGUUGCAUUUGCGGCCUACCUCGGAUAUGAGUAUGUCACGGCACCCAAGGCCGAUGCCCACCACCAUCACCACGGCGAGUCUCACCACUAA